AUGGAUAAUGAUUUGAAAAACAAGGCCACCCUUAUAUUCAAUGGCUUAAAUCGCUAUUUAAAUCUGCUCAAUUAUAAGCCUUCUGACUAUUUAAAAUAUAAUUUUUUCGGGUCAAGUAAUUUUUUGGAAAAGGGGUCCUCAAGACCAGAUUCCAAACACACACGUUAUUACGACCGACUAUGUGGUUCUAUCGCACAUGAUUUGGAUUUUGAUGUGAAUCCUAACACGAUUCUAUCAGAUAUUUUGUACGAGGCGGACUCUAUAGGCCUCGAUUCAAGGACUUCACUGUCGUACAUCAACAAGGUUGAUCCUGCAGACUCAGUCAUUAUGUCCCAGGAGAGCGAAGCACUGGAAGAAAUCGGUUCCAGUGAAAGCGAAGAGAAGGCAGAUUCGAAUGAAAAGUAUGAACUGAUAAGCAAUUUGAGCAGUGAUAGGAGCAGUGUUAAGGGCAAUGAGUCGGAUGAUAGAGUAUUUGUGGGCACUGCGGACUCGAAUUUCGUCAAUUACACAUAUUGGUCCGUUGAAACUGGCGAUAACGUCAGCACCACGUCAAAACCCUUGUAUUUUAGCGAUAAAAAAUGUACAAUAUCCCUUCUGCAGGAAGCCGAGGCUUUUGUCGCCAGCGUGCUUUGGCACUCGCAAAACAGUUUUAAGCACACACCGAGGCACUUACUAUUCCAUGUCACUCAAAUCGCUAACAGGGCGUUUUUCGAUCCAGAUUAUCGCAAGUAUCUCCAAUUAAACUAUGUUUAG
Messenger RNA from Theileria orientalis strain Shintoku, 753 nucleotides. RefSeq lists its product as hypothetical. The record is from RefSeq and is a predicted model, not a curated record. The transcript has a single exon. NCBI's taxonomy places the organism in Eukaryota, Apicomplexa, Aconoidasida, Piroplasmida, Theileriidae. The coding region runs from base 1 to 753 and encodes 250 amino acids.